This is a messenger RNA of Poeciliopsis prolifica (blackstripe livebearer), 6956 nucleotides long. RefSeq names its product nuclear receptor interacting protein 1b (gene nrip1b). Lineage: Eukaryota; Metazoa; Chordata; Actinopteri; Cyprinodontiformes; Poeciliidae. The record is from RefSeq and is a predicted model, not a curated record. Gene Ontology annotation, cellular component: nucleus. The transcript is spliced from 3 exons. Gene Ontology annotation, molecular function: transcription coregulator activity; signaling receptor binding. Gene Ontology annotation, biological process: regulation of transcription by RNA polymerase II. Bases 877 to 4479 code for a protein of 1200 amino acids.
UCCGCUCACUUCUCCACAGCGAGGGGACUCCGAGAAUAAACAAUUCCCACAGACUGCACGCUCCGCACCGCAGUUCGCGCACAGUCGCAGUUUGAAUUGGUAUCGCCUUUUUUUUUUUUCUUCUUGUCAGGAGCAAAAUUUUAUUUUAUUUUUUUACCUUCCUGUGUGUUUUUAAUAUAUCAAGCCCUCUUCGCCAUUUCUGCCCGCUGCCUAAAGUGUCGCUCUCAUUGGAUUUGCCUGCCCUCCCGUCGAAUAACAACGAUGCGCCUCUCGGGCUGACUGCUGGGUGGACGAGCAGAUCCAGUUCAAGGGCGCCUGCAGGCGAGGCAACUCUCGCUCUUGCCGUGCCAACGCUGUCGCUCAAGGUCAUAUGAGCCAGUCCUGUGACAUUAAAGAGGAACAGGAAAGGGGAAGAGAAAGGUCACCCUGCGACACACUGAGAUCUGCAAAACAUAAAGGCGCCACUGACAGAGCAACAACCAGGCUGAAGGACAAACACACUGGAUAUCAACAACGAUGGAUUAUGCAAACAUCUCUGUGAUAGAGUCCCACUGACUUCGCCACUGCCGCUGAUGUGAGCGUGAAGGUGGGCCUUCUGGGAUCCUGUAGCAGUUAAAGGCAUACAACAAUGCCUUGGAGGCUUGCCUGCACCAGAUUCCCUCCAGCCAUGGUGGCUGUUUCACCACACUGAGCCAACCACAGAGAGGGAUCGCAUACAGCCGGUGCACCUUAAUUAAGCCUUUACACUCGCGCUUUGCAAAUCACAAGCGCUUUUUGGUUUCUAACAAGUGCGUGCAACUGCCAGCCAGAUGACUUGGACAGCUAUCAUUUACCAAUAGCAUUGCUGAGCUAUAAGAAGGGAUCUGAGUAUUGAACAUGACUCAUGGGGAGGAGCCUGGCCCUGAGACACACAAGGAUUCAGCUGUUUUAACUUAUCUGGAAGGUUUACUGAUGCAUCCAGUGGUGGCCGGGCCUGGGGCCACGGCAGGCGGGAGAUCCGAGGCUUCCAACAGCAAUCAGGAGCAGGACAAUAAAGUGGGUGGGCCUUUACCACAACCAAACCAUGACCCAAUGGUACCCAAGGCUGGAACCAAUGGGCCCAAGCUAGGUUCUUCACAACACCUAAAGAAGGCCCGGUUGCUGCGCUCUGGAGCAUGGAAUGAUCCAGGGAACCAGAGAAUGAGUUCACCUCCAGUGGAGCUGAAUGGCCAAGUGGGGACCUUGCAAAAUGGUGCCCUGGAGGGAUCUCCCCAUGCUGGAGAGAGUACCCUGUUGGCGUCUUUGCUUCAGUCAUUCAGCUCAAGGCUUCAGAGUGUAGCCAUGUCUCAGCACUCUAAUAAGCCCACUGGUGAGUGUUCUUCUCCGUCAAAGGCACCAGUUACAGAUAAAGAGCCACUACCUGUUUACGGCACAGCUUCCAGUCGCCUUAAAGGCCUCAUGAGGAAGAGCAAACUGCAGAACCACAACAACACCCCUUACAGCCGCCGGGGCCACAGUCAGGACAGGCCACCGGAGUCCCCUAGGUCGGCACACAGCGCCACACCUCCUGCAGCUCCCACAGCGACCGACUCUGUGUCCUGUGCAGAACGUUUGAAGGCCGUGGCCAACAUGGUUAAAAUCCGUUCUAGUCCUGCACCCUCACCCAAGCCCAGCGUAGCUUGCAGUCAACUCGCCCUCCUGCUGUCCAGUGAAGCUCAUCUCCAGCAAUACUCCAGAGAGCAUGCCCUCAAAGCUCAGCUCUCAGGAAGAUCUGCCAGUGAAAGACUGGCCGCCAUGGCAAACCAGCAGCAUGGUCAGGACAAAAGGCCACCAAGUGUGGGGGGGUCUUCAGACAAAUUAAGCUCCUUAUCGACUCAAAACGGAAUGACAACAGCCACAAUAACAACGACACUCCCUCGAACGGCUGCUACCAAUCCUCAGAAUCCGUCGCUACAGAGAGGCCACAGCCAAAGCUCUCCACCCACUCCCCCACACGCUCCAAGCCUGCCUACCAGGGAGAAGCGAGGCUUUGACACGCGUCCAACCCGCCCACCCCAAACAUGCAGCAGCUUGCUCCUGCUGCUGUUGAACAACCACAACAACCAGAAGCAACUGACCAAGAAUGGGCACCUGGAGGACAUCAGUGGACUUCUGCCACCAAGUGGCUCCUCUUCAGUCACAUCAGACAGUGAAUGUUCUGUCCAUGAGAGGAGCAACGCCAAGGACAGCAGUGACGCUGAGAGCUCCUACUCCAGUUGUUCUCCCAUUGACCUCUCGAUGAGAGGCCGCAGCAGUUUACAGGACACAGGGCCCAAAAGUACACCCCCUUCCUCCUCCUCCAGCUCCAUGUUCUCUUCUACCACUGCGUUCUCCUCACCCCCAGUAACAAUAUCUCCUCAAGCUCCUACCCAGCCUCCCACUACAUCAUUUUCUCCUUCCUCUAUGGCCGUUUCUUCUGUUUCAUAUCCAAUUUCGUCAUCUUCCUCCUCCUUUUCUACUUCUUCCUUGGACAAAUUGACCGAAUCCUUACUAAACAAAUGGAAGCCAGAGCCAUCGAGAUCAACUGUGUCCAAGAGCAAAGAGCCUGAAAUGAACCCAGACCUAAAAUCCCACCCCAAGGUCACACUCAUGCAACUUCUUCUUGAGCGCAGAAAUAAUGAAAUGGCUAAUAAGAGCACAGGUAGACAAGAUUCGCCCCUUGAUAUAACUAUGGCCAACAUGUCACGAAAUCAACAAAAGGGGUCAGUUUCUUGGGAAGAGGGUCCAACAAAGAGCCCAAUUGAAAGGCCUGCAGGCCCGUCCCAGUCCGUCUACUCGCUUAGCCGUGACACAGGUGCUGCACUGUCCCCAUAUUCAUACCCCUCUCCCCAUGUCCAGUCCAGUCCACUUGAUUUGUGCAAGUCUAAGACCUUCCCUGCUGACAAAGCGUCAGAGCCUGCCUUCAGCGCCAGUAAACUGUUACAAAAUCUGGCGCAGUGUGGCACGACAUCCCCACCCCCACCUACCUCCUCUGGAAAAGGGGCGAGCCAGGAACUCAAUGACAGCAGGGCCCAUGCUCUGUUGGAAAGACUCAAUACGCCUGCCAACAGGACCACCCCUACCGCGCUGUCUGAUGGAGCUUCAGGCAGUAGCACACCUUUCAGUCGUAAGGAACCUUCCCCACCUUCCUCACAAAUCGAGAACCUUCUGGAGAGACGUACUGUGCUGCAGCUCCUUCUAGGCACCGGUUCAACUGGUGCUACAGCCGGCCGCAAAGAAAGACCCAGUGGAAGUGGCCAAGGGAGUGCUGAGAUGGAGGGCGUCUGCUUUGAGAGGAGCCCUACUGCCUCCAUCCUCUGUGACAGCUCUAAUGGGUCCCCUUUGGAUGUAAAAAUCAAAUCAGAGCUUACGGAGGAUGUAGGGUCAUCCCUUACUAAGUCGGAGGACUUAAGCAGCAAAAAGAGACUGAGUUCCUAUGGGAAGAAUAGCCCGCUCUCCGAUUCUCAACAAGACCUAAAGACGGAACCAAGGCCUGCAGAGGUCAUAGCGAAAUAUGGCCUCCUGAGCCAGCUGCUUAAACAACAGACCACUACCUAUUACUCCAGUACUGCAACAAUGCAGCCUGAGCCACAGUCCAGACAAGUCAAAGAGGAGCAUAGGGACUAUCCAAACCCCAAUCCUAAAAGGAGACGGCUCUGCUCCGAACACACAGACAGAUUGAACAGCAUCAGCUCUCCGAGAGCAGUGGACAGUGGUAACGCCAACAUGUCUGCCUCGUCUACUGUCCAGGCAGACCCUGAGCAGCAGAGGGGUCUAAAAGAGGAGGAGCUUCCACCAAGAAGCCCUAUGAGUGAAACCCUUACCAGAGAGAGUCGUGGCUUCAACGUGUUGAAACAGCUGCUGCUCUCUGACAACUGUCUGAAGGAACUGUCCCAGCAGCCGCGACAGGGACUCAGUCCCUCUGUCCUGCAGACCACUGGCAAAGCCAAUGGCAACAUUCUCAGUCAGCCGACACAAAAUCAUAACUUCCUCCACCUGCCUAGCUGGCACACCCAUGGUUCCCUCAACUCAGGGCUUCCAAAUCAUCUAAGACCACUGCCCACCCCUCCUGAAGGCAACAACCCCAUCCGCCCAGCCCCAUGGAUCCGGCAACCGGUUCCAUGGCCCGCCACGCAAAAACGAGAGCCCCCUACUUUAAUCAAACAGGAGCCGGAGAGCCCCAUUCGGUGGAACAGUCAAGAAGACGACGGCAUGGACGAGGGUUGUGAGUCGAACCCGGACUCCCCGCGGCUUUCGCGUUCCAACCCGAUCCUGUACUACAUGUUGCAGAAGGGCAACAUCCAGCUGAGGAAAGAGGUGCCGGACCAGGCAGAAGGAGCCCGGCCCGUGAUCAGAGUGAAAGAGGAGCCAGUCAGUGACAUGCACACCUAUGAACGCAGCCUGAGCUCCACCCCUCAAUCACCAACCCACAAUGACAAGCACAGCCAUGAGGGCCAGGGGUUGAGCCAGUCGUCGCAGUAAACAGUUGUAUCAACUACAAACACAUACAAAGUGGAAUCAUGUCCAUUGACUCCUUCUUGUUUUAAUUUUUUUUUUGUGUACCUUGCCAAAUUGGUUUGAUGGAAAAAAAGAAAAAAAAAACUUUUUCACUUUUUUUUUUGUUUUUGAUUUGAUUUAAAAAAUGUAUUGCUGUCUCAAUUUUAAAUAGCUUCAACGUGGAAUGGUUAAAAAAAAAAGAAAAGAAAAAAAAAAGUGGUCCGUCUUAGCCUAACUCAUUAUUUUUUCAGCCCCUACUCAUACACCAUUAUUUUCGCACUACAUUAAGAAAUGUAAAGUCCCCGUUUAUUAUAUUUUGUGUCACACGUUUAAUUUAUCACUAAAGUGUACACACAUCGGUUUUUCCUGCGUUCCGGAAGUUGCCUCGUAUCAAACAUUCAGAGAACAUUUCGGGCAACGUUUCUAAUUGAUGAUUUAAAAAAUAAAACAAAAUAAAAAGAACGUCAGUGCUCAGCUCGGUGGAUAGUUUUUAAUUUUCUCUAUCAGAGCGUCUGUUAAUUUCCGAUGGGAUUUCAGAUAAAGCCAUUCCCAGAUAGUUACAGUGGUCUGAAUUGAAACAACGCACACGACAGAUUCACACUGCAGUACCUUCCGCUCCAGGUGGCGCCACUAUGAAUGCUUUUGUCUUGCCUUUCCUCAGAAUUCAGGGCUGUGGGGAAAGAAUUCAUCAGUGGAGAUUCACUCACUGUGUUCUGCUUUUUUCUCUUCUUCUGUUUUUUUUUUUUUUUUUUUUUCUUCCCCACCCUUCCUUUUUGUCGUGCUGAACCUUUAAGGGCGAGAUUCGACAGUGCAAAUUCAGGGUAAUGUGUUUGCAGAUCGUGCAGUUCUGAGCAGAUGGGUCAACAUGAGAGCGUGUGGCGCUUACAGUUGAGCAAGGCUGUGUAAACGGGUUUCUGGAGCAACAGUAAAAGAAAAAAGAAAAAAAAGGCUGCUUUGUCUGAGUGACUUAUCUUGCCAUCCUGGUAAAAAAAAAAAAAAAAAAAACAGAAGAAGAAGAAAAAGAGAGAGAGAUCCACACACAAAGAAGUUUGAGUGUGAUGCACGUGGCGCUUUUCUUUUCAUGCAAUAUAAAAGACUACCUGGAGUGUGCACUAUCGAAAGCUGAGCCCUCGGUGUCUUUUUUUUCUUUUCUUUAAAGUAUAAUUUAACAGCAUGUAAUGUAAUGGGGUGGGAUGGGAGGGGCAAAAUACUGUCAGUAUUGUUAUCUUUUCUGAAUUUGGUAAUUUGUGAUUCUUUUUUUUUUGUUUGUUUUGUUUUUGCUUUCUAUGUCAUAAUUUCUUAAACGUCGUGCUCCGCAUUGCGUGUUUGAUUUCGGUGGCAACCUCUCUCACUCAUAACGCGUCAAAAAAAAGAAUUGCAUGUCGAUGAAGAGAAGACCACAGGUACUCUGUCUGUUUUCAGAGCAGCUGGAGUCUAAUCACCGAGACUCCUUUUGUCUUGAAGGGCAUCUGGUGUCCGGCUCCUUAACUUUUCAGUCGUACUGUAACCUUUCCGGUUGAGCUCACUCUGCUUUGUUCAUCUCGUCUUGUGGUCUUUUUAAUACAUAUACUUCUGACAUACGUCUUCAAUUAUUACUACGUUUUCACGAUGGUUGAAUAAAUUGUGUACAUAGUACUUUCAGUAUGGAAGAUGACUAUUUUGUAAUGUUUAAAAAAAAAAGAAAAGAAAAGAAGAUAUUGCCCUAGUUUUUAAUGCCCUGAAAUGUAAAUAUUGAUUAUAUGCGUACAAGUGUACAUACGAAGGCAGAGGAUACUAUGCCCAUCUUUUUUAUUUUAUUUUAUUUCUUCUCUUUUUUUCUUUUGUUUUUGUUUGGUUGGUUCGUUCUUUGCAUGUGUCUCUAUGUGGUAAAUGAUAAUCUAUCCUGCGCUGUGUUGUGUAAUAAUGUCUGACUCUCCUCACUGCUGCCUGUUGCAUGCAGACGCAUGGGAACUACCUGUGUAUCCCUACUGGUGAUGGGGGAAAAUGUCAAGUCUUAAAAUAGGUCUUCUUUUUUUUUCUUUUUUUUUUUUUUUUUUUUCCUGAAUCAAAGAGCAAAAAAGGUCGGCUUUUAUGAGCAGCCCCUUAACAACAGCAGACUGUUGAACAAGCUGAAGGAUGUGAGGGAGGUGUGUAAUAUAAAUGUGGAUUGAAUAUUUUUGUGAUUUUUACUUUUUAUUUUUUCCCUUCUUUACUGUUACUGGUUAACUAAAGCUCUGUGAAUGAGCAUGGGGCUCUAGAGGGGGGAUUGACGUACAAUCAUAGAUCUGCAUUGUGCAUCUAAGAAAUACAUUUGUAGCAGCAAAUAUAUCUAUAUAUAUAAAUAUAUAUAUAAAAUGAUGGGUUUUUGUUUUUUUUUCUUCUUUUUCAUGUGAAGAUCUGAAAUGAUAUUUCUUUUUUUUUUAUGUUUUCAUUUUUGGUGUUCAUUUGCACUGAUAUCUUCAAAAAUAAAGUACUAAAAUGCA